AUGAAGCGGAAGGAGCUGCUAGCUGUAUGUGAAGAGCUGAUCAAGUCGUUCGACCCAGCGAAGACCACGGUCGACGCUCAUGCGACGGAGGAGCUUCGAGGAGUGUCUUCCACUACCGACCAACGGUUCCUGCAACAGGUUUUGUACGGGUCGUACCGCUACCGUGACUUGCUGCGUCCAAUGCUGACGCUGUUUCUCGACUCGCACUCGAGCCAAGUGAGUCGUACGGACUACACCAAGUUCCUAAUCAUGGGCUACUUGGCCAUGUUUCGACUCGAAGAGCUCGGAGCUCCAGCAUUUUCCGGCUUGGCGCUGGCUCUCCAACCCACCAGUAUGUACGCCUUCAUCUCGUACAUCUUCAAUCCAGAAGAGCUUCGAGGGACGCUGCACGCGCAAUGGACUCGGGUCCUUGACACUGAAUUCGUUGAGACGCAGAUUAUCGACAAGAUGCUGAGCUUUGAGCCGGAAAUCGACAAACUGCUCGCUUCCAAGCCGCCCACAGUGCCUGUGAUGCCCAAUAUCACUCAGCCAAAGCCUCGAAAAGCUCUCGAGCCCAUCCGCAUUCCUCGAGAAGUCAAGGCGAACCCGGUACCAGCAUCACUCAACCGACUCUCGUUAGCCGAGUUGCAAGCUCAGCAGGAAGCUCGGAAGGAGCGCAUCAAAGCUGAAGUGGCAAGUAAAUACGCUCCCACCGACGAAUUCCAGUUCGCCACAGCAACUCGAGGCAGCAACUUGGAGGCAGUUCGAGAGGAAGUCGAGCGCGAGCGUGAGGCAGCGCUGCAGUUUGACUUCAAGGCGAAGCCUGUUCCUCAUGCCAGCACUUCCGCUGCUACCGCAGCCAACACCACCGAAGUGAAGCUCACAGCGGCCGCCAUCUUGAGGGAAGACGCGCUGCAUAAGCGCAAGAAAGACCGGGAAGCGGCGUUGAUUCGCGCCUAUGAGUCGGAACUGCGAGACCCGCUCGAGUUCUACCGCUGGCAAGCCAACAUGCAGCAGCAGGACGAAGCGAAUUGGCGGCGUGAGGUGGAAACCCGCCGUCUUGAGAUGGUCCAAGCGCAAUACGACGCCAUCGAGGCAGCACGACACGCCAAGCUCGAGAAUCGGGAGGUGGCUAUGGAAAUGAAAGAGCGCGCACGAAGCCGAGCUGCUGAGCGUGAGCAAGAAGAGAACGAGCUGGUUGAAAAGUACCGACAGCUGACCGAAGAGGCCAAGCGUGUCAGGGACACCGCUCCUCGAGAAGCUGAGGCUCAAGUCCGCGAGGAAAAUGCUCGACAACGUGACGCACUGCAGGAGUUCUUGGUCGCCGAAAGAGAGCGUAAAGCCAAGGAGGAUGCGAAGGAGCAGGCAGCUCGCGAAGACUUGAUCCGCCAGAUCCGAGCUCUAGACCGCGUCCACCGCGAGUACGUCGCUGUGUUCGACCCGACGGAGACAGCUCAGCUCGGUCUUCUCCAGGAGAUGUCGCUUGCAGAGCUCCGCGAACGGCUUCGAGUGCGUCAUGAAGAGCAGAAGCGCUGGGAGGAAUCUCGACGUGAAGCCAUUCUCACGGACAAGCAGGAGAAAAGUGCCGAUCUGCUGGAAAAGGCGACCAAUGCUGCGCGUCGUCGGCGAGCCACCGCAAGUGCGAACGCCGCCGUUCGCAGCAAGAAGAAGGCUCUGACUGCCGCUCGCGAGAUGGAGGAGCAAGCGCUUCGUCGUAAGAACAAUCUCGAGCUCGCUGAAAAGCUCCAGCGCCAACGAGAAGAGCGCAAGCAGCAGACGGACAAACUUCGCCUGGAAGCCGAGGAGCUCGCUACACGAAGACGAUUCCUGGGCGCGGCCAAGAACAUGCUCGAGGAGAACCACUUCGACCAGGUCAAGUGCGGCUUCGAGCGUGAGGCCAAGAACCGACAGGAGACGCACCAAAUGGAGUCCAUCACCAUGGAGAAUGUCCGAGCUCAGGAGAAGCGCAUGAACGCGGAGUACCGUGAACGUCAGCGCGUGGCUAAGCAAGAAGAGGACCACGCCAGAGCUCAAGUGUUCGCCAGAGCGAAGGAAGACGCUCGACGGCGCAACCGGGAGGAAGAUGAAACACUGCGAGCGCUCGUGCGCCAUGAACAGCAGCGAUUUGACCAUGCAUGCGGGACCUUACAGGCUCGCAACAUGUACGCUACCAAGCAGACCCAGAGCUUGACCGUGCAGGCGAGAACCCUCUCGGCCACGAGAACCAAGCCCCACACCAGGAUUGCAGCGACGCAGAGUCCUAGCUGUAACCAAGAGCAGGAACAACAAGUAGCUACGUAA
This is a messenger RNA of Phytophthora sojae, 2280 nucleotides long. RefSeq lists its product as hypothetical. The coding region runs from base 1 to 2280 and encodes 759 amino acids. NCBI's taxonomy places the organism in Eukaryota, Oomycota, Peronosporomycetes, Peronosporales, Peronosporaceae. The transcript is spliced from 2 exons. The record is from RefSeq and is a predicted model, not a curated record.